AAGGAAAGCACUCAUUGUCGCGUUACCUGUGGUGAUGGGAAUGCUUGUGCUGGGACUGAGCCUGUUGCUUUAUUCCCAUACAAGAAAGAAGCAGAAUCAUCAGCAGCAAGAAAGUGAGAUGGAUACCCAAUAUCCUAGUGAAAGCCAUGAGGAGCUAGAGCUGCCAAUGUAUGAUUUAUCCACAAUAAUAAAAGCUACUGAUGAUUUUUCAGUCAAUAAUAAGCUUGGGGAGGGUGGAUUUGGACCGGUUUAUAAGGCAGUGCUGGAGGGACAAGAAAUGGCUGUCAAACGACUAUCAAAAACGUCCGUUCAAGGACAAAAUGAGUUUAAGAAUGAAGUAAUCUGUAUUGCAAAACUUCAGCACCGAAAUCUUGUGAGGCUUCUAGGAUGUUGCAUUCAAGGGGAAGAAAGAAUACUGCUUUACGAGUACAUGACCAACAAAAGUCUCGAUUUGAUACUUUUUAAUAAAGUCAUGAAAAAGAUGCUAGAUUGGCCGAGGCGCUUUAACAUCAUUAAUGGUAUUGCUCGGGGGCUUAUGUACCUCCAUCAAGAUUCUCGUCUCAGAGUAAUCCAUAGAGACCUCAAAGCUAGCAAUAUAUUACUAGAUUCGGAUAUGAAUCCCAAAAUAUCAGACUUUGGUCUUGCAAGAACAUUUGGAGGCAACGAGACAGGUGCCAACACAAGUCGAGUAGUAGGGACAUAUGGAUACAUGUCCCCAGAGUAUGCUGUAGACGGCAUGUUUUCAGUGAAAUCAGAUGUGUUUAGCUUUGGUGUUCUGGUGCUUGAAAUCAUCAGUGGCAAGAGAAACAGAGGAUUCAAUCUGAAAAAUCACCGCUACAACCUUCUUGGACACGCAUGGAUGCUUUACAAAGAAGAAAGGUCACUUGAAUUAGUCGACAAUUGUGUGGAAUAUUCAAGUUAUAUAUCUCAGGUUGUGCGAUCAAUCCAUGUCGGUCUUUUGUGCGUGCAAGAACAGGAAAAAGAGAGGCCGAACAUGUCUUCAGUGGUUCUGAUGCUCAAUAAUGAUGGGGUGCUGCCUGAAUCCAAACAUCCUGGCUUCUUCACUGGAAGAGAUGUAAAUGCAAAUGAAACUCCCCAUAGCUCCAACACUGCAAGUUCCGUUAAUGCAAUGACCAUAUCGCUGCUAGAGGCUCGUUAACAAAAUCAAUGUAAAAGUUAUAGAUUGGGAAAUUGUGAAAACAUUUUUUUUUGUGUACACCUUGUUGUUCAAAUUGUAGUAGAGAGGGAAACAUAGGAUCUAUAUGCUG
Messenger RNA from Salvia hispanica, 1268 nucleotides. NCBI's taxonomy places the organism in Eukaryota, Viridiplantae, Streptophyta, Magnoliopsida, Lamiales, Lamiaceae. The record is from RefSeq and is a predicted model, not a curated record.